This is a messenger RNA of Chilo suppressalis (striped riceborer), 1290 nucleotides long. Lineage: Eukaryota; Metazoa; Arthropoda; Insecta; Lepidoptera; Crambidae. The record is from the annotation of a GenBank genome assembly.
AUGAGAGAGGUGAAGAAAAUGAAGACUGUUAAAUCGGGAUCAGGAGCUUUCAAAACUUCGUCUUAUAUUCAUUAUAAUAGACUACAAUUUGUGCAGGCAACUAUAGCCGACAACGAUACUGAAAGUAGUUUCGAUGCAGAUAAUACAUCAACUUCGUCUGAAGUUGCUGAAGUAGGAGUAAGUUCUGCCCUUAAGAGCCCUAAAUCUACUCCAAGAAAAGAACUAAAAAUAAGCUCUGCUGACGAAAGAUUUGCAAGCAUAUUAGAGCAGAGUAUAGCACAGAAAAAUGGUUCACAUCCAAAAGAUGAUGAUGAUGAAGACAAGAUGCUUUGUUUGUCACUAGUUAAAGAGAUUAAAAAAAAUCCGGAAUAUAGACGACUUCAGACUAAAAUUGGCAUUUAUAAUUUAAUUUUGCAAAACCAAAAUAUCCUUCAAGGACCGCAACAUCAGACAUUUGAAAAUCAAUACUAUCGUAACCCGGUACCACAACGAAGAAAUUAUUUGUCACAAGAGCAGCGUAAUCAAGCUUCUGUUGAAGACUUUCAACAUUAUCAAUCACAGCAAUCUAGUGUGCCAAAUAAUUUAGCACAUUAUGGUUAUACUACAGCAAUGGGAUCGCCUGUAACACACACUCCUUCGCCAGCACCAACUGUUAGCAGUGCAUCGGAAUUAGAGAGGUGGCAGAGCGACGGGGGUGCAGCACUGGAAUAUUGUAACAUUACACGAAAUCUGGAUAUUUGUGACGUUAUACCGAGCUGUGGACCAGUAACGCCUAUCACCUGCUGUAAACUUAAGCUAGACAUUGAUAACAAGGUCCAACAAAAUAUGAUGCACAUGGUCCAAACGUUCCUGCAGACCUGGUUCAACAGUGUUUAUGAAAACUGCGCGUGUGCCGGCUCAGCCAAUGGCAGUAACAGUAACCAGAACUGUGUUGUGUUGCUGCUCAUUAUCUUGCGCAGCGACUCGUCAAUCGGCCCCCGCGCUCGCUUACUUAAAACAUACACCAACAUCCCCAGUAUUUACUAUCAUGAAACGAAAAAGAUUCACAAGGAUCAAACUUACGGAUUUGUAGAAAGGAUAGACUUACUGGACAAGAUAUGUUUGAUCACAGUAAAAGUUAUAACAUGUGUUAAACACCCAAUAAUUAGCAGAGCGCUGCGAACGGCGAAUGUUCGGCGCACAUGUUGCGUGCGGCCAAUCUGCGCAGCACGUGACGACGUCGCUGUCGCUCGUCUGUCGGCCGCUCAAUGCGGCCUUGUGCUGCCACCGUUGUACUACAACAUCUGCUAA